Aureococcus anophagefferens is the source of this 726-nucleotide messenger RNA. RefSeq lists its product as hypothetical. The transcript is spliced from 2 exons. Gene Ontology annotation, molecular function: phosphoadenylyl-sulfate reductase (thioredoxin) activity. Lineage: Eukaryota; Pelagophyceae; Pelagomonadales; Pelagomonadaceae. The annotation marks the transcript as partial. Gene Ontology annotation, cellular component: cytoplasm. The record is from RefSeq and is a predicted model, not a curated record.
GAGAAGGCCAAGGCCGACCGCCUCGCCCACCUCGAGGCCCAGUCCCUCGAGGCCCUGACGCUCGCGGCGGAGAACUACGAGAAGGCCGUGUUCCCGAACGCGAUGAUCGUCGGCGACUGCGUCAUCACGCACCUCCUCGGCAAGCUCGGCUACCUCGAGAGCGGCAAGGUGAAGAUCAUGGUCGUCGACACGUACCACCUCUUCGACUCGACGAUGCCCUUCCUCGAGUCCCUCGAGGCCAAGUACAAGUUCAAGGCCGAGAUCUUCGGCCCCGCGGACUGCGAGGACAAGGACGUCUACCUCAAGAAGUUCGGCGACAAGCUCUGGGUCGCGGACGUCGAGCAGUACGACAAGGUCUGCAAGGUCGAGCCGUUCCAGCGCGGCCUCAAGACGCUCGAGACGGACGUCAUGAUCAACGGCCGCCGCCGCGACCACGGCGCCGAGCGCGCCUACAUCGACAUCGCCGAGGUCGCGCCCAUCGGCGGCGGCCUCGCGAAGCUCAACCCGCUCGCGUACUGGACGCUCGAGGACUGCUUCGACUACGCGGCCGCCAACGGCGUGCCCCUCCACCCCACCGUGGCCCUCGGCUACCCGAGCCAGGGCGACUACAAGGACACGGUGCCCGCCAUCUGGCUCGACUACGGCAACGAGCGCAAGGGCCGCUUCGUCGGCCUCGUCAACAAGGACGGCUCCGCGAAGACGGAGUGCGGCAUCCACGUCGCCGGC